CCCAAAACACACUUGAGGCUCAUGUACCCGAAAUUGUGUGACAGCUCGCAACGCCGGAUCUGAGAUGCAGAGAGCGCUAAGAAUUUACGGGGAGGUCCUCCGGUUGGUGAGGCGUCUUCCGGCUGACUCCAGGCCUUACUACGCUAAAUACGCCCGAGAAAACUUCGUCAAUUAUAGAGAGGUUGAUGCCGAUGAUUCUGCAGCCCUCGACGAGCUCUUCCUUCGCGCUUACAAUCACUCUCUCUGGGUGCUUAAUAAGUAUACUGUUGAUCAAGCUGCGGCGAGUAAGCUGAAGGAGAUAUGUGGUGGGGCAUGAUGUGUUUUUGUUGUACGCCAACUGUUCGAUGAAAUUCCACACAGAGUCUAGUUCUGAAUCCUCUUGUUAUAUACUUGGAUACAUUAUGUUUUUGUUUAAUGUACUAAUACGUAUGAUUUCCCUACAAGACAAUUGCAGCUGGGUUUUCAUCAGAUCAUAAUACGGUAACAAAUAAUACUCCAAGGAUGAUCAACUAUACAUGAGCUUUCUCAAAUUAGAUGCUAUUAGUGUGUCCUCUAAUGGCUUGAUCAGUUUAUGUUGCUUCGUUAAAUUGGGUAUACUUAUCUUAUUCCUUAAUGUGAUUAAGCUUAUCAUUUAUGACCUGCUAAUCAACUGGUUCUAGCAUACCAAUUUGCAAGUAGGCAUGCCAAGCAGCCAUGACGAACCUUCAUCGCAUAAUUUGAGAUUGAAUUCGAUUCAAGGUCAGUUUCUGUUCAUAAGAACUCGACUCUAAUUUUUACUAAGCUUUUCGAGUCUCGUGUAUACGUUUGUACGUGGUUGAUAACUAAUAUAAAACUGAAGUAUGUUUGUAUGCUUAAUCGACUAAAUCCAUACUUUACUUGGAUUUCUUUA
This is a messenger RNA of Cynara cardunculus var. scolymus (artichoke), 889 nucleotides long. RefSeq names its product LYR motif-containing protein At3g19508. NCBI's taxonomy places the organism in Eukaryota, Viridiplantae, Streptophyta, Magnoliopsida, Asterales, Asteraceae. The transcript is spliced from 2 exons. Bases 65 to 316 code for a protein of 83 amino acids. The record is from RefSeq and is a predicted model, not a curated record.